Molecule: messenger RNA, 1455 nt
Organism: Trypanosoma cruzi
Lineage: Eukaryota; Euglenozoa; Kinetoplastea; Trypanosomatida; Trypanosomatidae
Exons: 1
Coding region: 1-1455 (484 amino acids)
Source: RefSeq, a predicted model, not a curated record
AUGAAAACUAACGGCAAAGAGAUGAAAGAGGUGCCGCAGAGUUCCAGGGAAGAUAAAUCCUGGCGACAUGCCGCAUCCGGAAGUGCCUUCCCGCCAGCGCUUCCGCCCAGGCAUCCUGCCACAGCUGCCGUUCGCGGCGCCGAUGAGCUCACGGCUCCACCCUCCCUUAUAAGAGACAAUGCCGAGGCAAAAAUUUUGCAGCACCCACUUAUCACGGCAGCGGACUACUGCGAUCGAAAGCAUCUUCUUUCACAUAUAUCUUUUUUGAGUGGACAACUGCAGCGGGCGGAGCUGUUGCUUCAAAACGCCUCUCGCGCGAAGGUGUCUGAUGAGGAAUUAGCUCGUUUUGACCCUCUUCUUGCCCAGGGACAUAUUGACCGUCUCGAGAGUUCCCUUGCGCAGGUUGCCUUGUUGCGUGAGGUGGAACUGGAGCGGAGCCGCGCACUGGAGGAGGAAGUUAAUAGACUACGUCUGGAACGAAUUUCUCUCAUAGAGCGUGUUGACGCAUUAGACGGUAGAAUGGCGACGCUGGAGGCAGAAAACAAGCAACUGACUAAUGCCCUGUCCUCCGCUCAGCUUGAGGUGGAGCGGCUGCGGUUGGAGGAGACAUCCCUUCACCGCCGGCUGACGGUGAUUGACCAGCUGCAGGAAGAUGGUCAUCGCUACCAGGGCCUCAAUGUUAUCGUUGCCCCACCGCGAGGGGCUAAUGGACGACAAGAGUGUACGAAUUCAAUGAAGGAACUGCAGAUGCAGGAAACAUUGCAGAGACUUUCACUCCUGGUGGACAUGUUGAUGGAGCCCAUUUGCAUUGCCUUUGAUGCGGGUGUGGUGUGGAUUACGGAAACGCAAUUACAUCGUGCUAGCCUGCAACUACAGAAUGUGACGGUGCCGGGUUACUCGAACGAUGCCUUUGGAUUACAAACAAGUGUGGAAGGGAAUUCCCCGCUUGGAGAUGUGGAUGAUGAUACAUUGACACCUGCCGCCAUGGGCGUGGAGUCUUUUAGUGAGGCGAAAUUACGCAAUGAGUUGAAGGCGGCAAGAGAAAGAUGCCGCGUGGCAGAACAGCAGAGGGAGCGGAUGAAAUGUUUACUUCAAGAGGAACAAAAACGCACGGAAGAUAUGGCAAAGGAGCAAUACCAGCAGCUCCAGCAGGUCCAUGAGCAGAUGGUGCAUGAGCGACAGCACAUUAUGGAGAGUCUCGUGGGGGAAGUGGAAGAAAAGAUGCGGAAUGCCUUCCGUGACGGCCGUCUUUACGAGAAAAGACUUCGAGAAGAGAAGUUGCAGAAGCGGAGAGUUUCUGCAGGCCAGUUCAAUGGCGCUGCUGGUUUUGCUCAACAGCGGCGGGAGGGUAAGUUGCCUCAUGGUGCAUCCAUGGGCUUGGAGGUGGAAAAGCAAUUCACUGCCGGUAGUCGCAGUAGCAGUGGCAGUACUGGCGGGAGAAGCAGCGGGCGGUAG